Macrosteles quadrilineatus (aster leafhopper) is the source of this 1239-nucleotide messenger RNA. Its product is annotated as protein O-linked-mannose beta-1,4-N-acetylglucosaminyltransferase 2-like. Gene Ontology annotation, molecular function: protein O-acetylglucosaminyltransferase activity. The transcript is spliced from 2 exons. The record is from RefSeq and is a predicted model, not a curated record. The coding region runs from base 1 to 1239 and encodes 412 amino acids. Gene Ontology annotation, biological process: protein O-linked glycosylation via mannose. Lineage: Eukaryota; Metazoa; Arthropoda; Insecta; Hemiptera; Cicadellidae. Gene Ontology annotation, cellular component: endoplasmic reticulum.
AUGAUUGCGGCAGAGAAUUUAGGUUCUUCCAUUUGGUGCAACAUCAGGUUUGAUAGUACCAAGUUCUGCAAGUUCAACAAUCUAUAUUACAUUCCCAAAUUCAAGGGGCACUUUUUCUUUUUAAUUAAUGAGUUUUCUGUAAUAUCUGGAGUUGAUGAUCUAAAAAAAUUAAGCCUGUCAACAGUUCAAAACCACAGUGGAUUAUAUUUGAAACUUAUACUGAUCAAAUCCACUCAUCAUUUACUUAAAGAAAACUUUACUGUAGCAAAUAUGAACUCAUUUAUUUUAAAACGAUUUAAACCAGACAAUAUAAUGCAUGUUAUUCAUGACGACUUGUUACCACUCUUCGUAACAUAUAAAGAGUUGUGCUCAGGAAAUAUUUCAUUGUGUUCAUCAACUUAUCAAUUAUUGUUGAUGGACAGUCCAAACGAUAAUGAACCAUAUUAUGAAUGGUACAAGCACUUUUCUAUCCAUACACCCAUCAUCCUUGGCAAAUUAAAGAACCCAUUGUGUAUUAAAAAAGGAUAUUUCGGUUUGUCCAAUUCAAGCAUUUGGUUUCAAUACGGAUUUAAAACCACUCAAGGGCCAGUCCUAGAAAGUAAUAUAAAUGGCUUCAUCUUGGCAGAAUUCAGUGAUUUUAUCAAGAAGCAGUUCGGGCUGAAAAGAGAAAUAAACUUGGACCAUUCGGAUUUUUUACCAAUAUUAUUAUUUAGUCGAAAACUUAACCGUAAAAUAAUAAAUGAGGCUGCUAUGCAAGAUAGUAUGGAAUACAUUGCCGAGUCAACACUAAAAAAAAACUUUUCAAUAAUAAAUUUGGACUUGUCAACAAAUAACUCCACAAGCAUAAUCAAUUAUCUACACCAGUCUCAGCUUUUAGUCGGUAUGCAUGGAUCGGCCAUGAUUUUAGCCAUAUUCAUGCCGCGAGGAUCCCGUAUCAUAGAACUUUUCCCUUUUGGAAUACAACCUAACUUUGUAUCUCCUUUGCGGGCUCUGUGUCAAAACAAACAUAUCUACUACAAUUAUGAAUCAUGGGUGAACAUGAACGAGUCCAACACUAUAACUCAUCCUGAAUAUCCACCACUGCAUGGAGGAAUUCUCCACCUGGAAAAAACUAAACAGGAAGAAAUAAUAAAAGUUAAAACUGUACCGGCUGUAGAGUGCUGUCAUAAUCCAGUAUAUUUAUUCAGAAUGUUUCAAGAUACAAUAGUCGAUGAAAGCUUCUUCACUAUUAUGAAAUAG